AUGGUUCCCGGGGAAGAUAUUGGUCGGUCUAUGGAACGCGCAAUGUUUGCUUUCGGGAACCAGAUUCUCACCGGUAUUCGUGCAAUACAUGAGCAAGAGCAAGCCGAACAGCAGGUCCCGAGGCCCAUCCACCGACGGACAUCCGUCCGUCGAGAGCAUGUCCUAGCUCAUCAACGUCUGUUCAAGGACUACUUCACCGAACAUCCCCGGUGGGGCGCGCCGGUUUUUCGCCGACGGUUUAGGAUGCGGCGAGAGUUGUUUCUCCAGAUUGUUCACGCGUUGGAGGCGCGCGACGAGUACUUCCAGUGGCGGGAAGAUGCGACCCAUAGAAAGGGUCCAUCCCCGCUGACGAAGUGCACUGUUGCGCUUCGUCAGUUGGCAUACGGCACUACGGCGGACAUGUUCGACGAGUAUCUUCACGUCGGGGAUACAACUGGCUAG
Messenger RNA from Salvia hispanica, 441 nucleotides. The record is from RefSeq and is a predicted model, not a curated record. Lineage: Eukaryota; Viridiplantae; Streptophyta; Magnoliopsida; Lamiales; Lamiaceae.